Molecule: messenger RNA, 1482 nt
Organism: Schistosoma turkestanicum
Lineage: Eukaryota; Metazoa; Platyhelminthes; Trematoda; Strigeidida; Schistosomatidae
Source: the annotation of a GenBank genome assembly
AUGAAUGAAAAUGAUGUAAAGCACCAGUCGCGUACAUCAUUACCUUCAGAUACUUUAAUGACAAUGUCACCAACAAAAAUGAAUACAUCUUAUUUAAUUCUUAAAAAUAAUCAUGAAAUUGAUGAGAUUGCCGUGAAUCUUGAUCAACAACAACUCAAUGAAAAGUUAACAUUGAAACAUUUGACAGGCGAUCCGGAAUUUGUUGACAAUUCAAAUCCAAUCGAAUCAACUAAAAUAGCUAGUUUAAUUGAUGAACCACCGAAACGUCCAAUUAAAGGUUAUCAGCUGUUGAAAAAGAAAUUUCGUCUUACACGUGAUGCAUUUGGCGGUGGUUUGAAGAGAAUCAAUAAUACUCAGAAUAGUAAAACACCACCACCAACAACAACAACAGCAUUAACAACUACCUCUACUAAAGCAACUUCUAAGAAUGGUACUACUAUAACUUACAAUAAUAAUAAUAAUACUAUUAAUCAUAUCAGUACUGAACAAAUUCAAAGUAAAAUGGACACUUUUCAAAGUGUCAACUUAUUAAAUGGCUCUAAAAAUCAUAAUAUCUCACGAAGAAUACGUUCAUCUAGUUUCAGUAUUGAACAAGAAGAUCAAGAACCACAUUUAUCUAUUGAAUCAAACAAUAUUACUCAUCAUGAAAAUAUAAACAACAAACAUAAUCGUCAUUAUAAAAAUAAUCAUUCAAAAUGUCACAAUAUUAAUUAUCAUAAACAAUCAUUGUUAACUAAAUCUCAGUUAAACAUUAAACCAACGAAUCAUUUAGAAUGUUUAAGUUUACAAUCAAGUCUUAAACAUAGUCAACUUUCUUUAUGGGAUAUGCAAAGAGAUUAUCCAAGAAAUUAUAUUACAUUAGGUAGUAGUAUGUUAGGUGUAUCUGAUAAUGCUAGUAUUAUUACAACAGAUGGUUUAAGUGAACAAUAUAAUGAUUUAAUAUCAGCAUUUCAUAAAAUUUUAAUUGCAGUCGGUGAAAACCCGAAUCGUCAAGGUUUAUUAAAAACACCACAAAGAGCUGCUAAAGCUAUGUUAUAUUUUACUAAAGGUUAUGAAGAACGUGUUAGUGAUGUGUUGAAUGAAGCAAUUUUCGAUGAAAAUCAUGAAGAAUUAAUUUUGGUGAAAGAUAUUGAAAUGUUCUCUAUGUGUGAACAUCAUAUGAUACCAUUUAUUGGACAUGUAUCAAUUGGUUAUUUGCCUAAUAAAAAAAUUCUUGGUUUAAGUAAAUUAGCACGUAUUGUAGAAAUAUAUUCACGUCGAUUACAAGUUCAAGAACGAUUAACAAAACAAAUCGCUCUAGCAUUAACUGAAGCAGUUAGUCCAAAAGGUGUUGGAGUAAUUAUUGAAGCUACACAUAUGUGUAUGGUAAUGCGUGGUGUACAAAAAAUCAAUUCUACCACAGUGACAACAACAAUGAUGGGUGAUUUAAAGAAUAAUUUAAAAUUACGUGAAGAAUUUCUUCAACUUGCUGGAAGAAAAUAA